UCAGGAGCAACUUCAUGAUGGUGUGCCGUCGAAGAAAUGGCGGAUUGUUUUUGCAUGGGGGGAGUUGUAAAAAUUUAAGCGUGAGGCAUGUGGAUGUUGUGACGAUUCACGAGCAAGUAGUCAAUUAAACGCUACUUUCGGUAUGAGCGACCAUUUCUGGGAACCUUUAGCUGAAGUGUACAUCGCGAAGCAGGCCGAGUCCCCUAAUCCUGAUAGUUACAUUUAUUGUCUUUGCAGCAGAGUAUUUGUUCGAAAUCCAGAGGUUUAUACAGUUCUUGCUUUAGAAGAUGCUAGUGACGAUGAAGAUGUUGAUGCUGACUGUAUAGGAGAAAUGUUAGACCUUCAUAAAAGGUCUAUCAUAGAAACACAGUCUAUUGAAAAACAUGAUGAAGAACCAGUGAGCUGUUACUGUAGCGCGUCACAUACAGACAACAAUUAUUCCACGGAUGAACAUGACUCUGUUCGUGAUUCGGCUCAUCGUCCUGCUGCACAUUCCCUCACGCAAAAAUUGGGUCUGCACCAAUCAGACUCCGGUGCAGACCUUUCUGAAUACCAUGACCAACAUGAGGCUAAAAGCAUUCAAAACCUGUUGGCAUCUUACGGAAAAAGUUUUCAAACUGCAGACACUGAAGCAGUUGAUGGCUCUGAGAAAGCGAACAUACUUGUGCAGCAUCAGCAAGACAAACAUUUAGAAUCUGAAUCCAAUGCAUUGAAUAUUCGUUCGUUAGAUCACGAUCUUGCAGAUGACGUGGACGUUUUGAGUUAUGAUCCAUCCAGUCUUAAUGAGAAGAAAUUUCAUGUAGAAAGUCCAUUGUUUACCUUAGGAGAUAAAGAUUCUGAGAUACAUAGCACAUUGAAAAAUGUCGUGUCAAAUAAUGCACAGACCUAUAACGAAGAUGUAUUUACAUAUAGCGAUGACCAUAGAUCUAAUGUUUAUCCAUAUUGUUCUACAUAUUCUAAAACUAAGAGCGUAAUGAGUAUAGCAUGGGACAGGUAUUGGGCUGAAAAUGGCGAACAUUUAAUUUGGGCAUCUUGGAUUUCAAAAUAUGCCGAUUACAUAAAUCCAGAAUACUUGCAAAAUAAUGUUCAUUUAAUAAAUGAUGAAAAAUCGGUAACAAAAGAACGCGUGGAAAGAUUUUCGGAACAAAAUACGUGUUUUCCUAAUCAAGCGCACAUAAAUUGUGAACUUGAUCGCUCAAAUUUUGAAGGAAUAUUUAGUAAAAAUAACUACACAAGUGAUACUGAAAUAAAGGCAAAAGACACCUGUAAUGUUAAUUUUUCAUUUGACGAUAUAAAUAAACAAGAAAUAAAUGAUAUGGAUGCAUUGGAAAAUAGGAAGAAGGUGUUAAAUCUUGAAACUUCACCCGAGACUGGAGACGGAUGGAAUCCAUUGAGUCCUUUUAGCAUGGAAGAAAGUUAUAAUCAACAAUCUAAUGCAGAAGAUGAACGACUUUUGACAAGAUGCGAUUCGCUUAAUGAGUCAAUAGCAAAAACAAAUGCAACCUCAGAUUCUAUGACAAACGUUACAAAAAUGACCCUUACUAGUUCUAGUUGCGACUCUAUUUCUAUACAUUCUUCUAGUCUUAUCAGCUCUGUGACCAGUUCCAUUGAAAGCAAUAUAACAAGUACCAGUUCUGAUCAAGAUAAUGAAUAUAUUUCAGAGGACAAUGACAAAUAUUGGCAGCAUUUAUGGAAAGAAAAUUUCCAGAUAGAGUACCAAAAGAAUUAUGAAUUAUUUAUAGAGUGGUAUAAAAGGGAGCAAUCCGAACUUAGCGGUCAAAAUUACAGCCAAGGCUGUAACACAAAAGACGUAAAGGAAGAAGAAAGCGAUGAAAGUAUAAACCAAAAUUUUAUACAAAAGGGAAUGGAUACUUCCAAUAGAACUAAUGUAUCUGAAAAUAAAAAUGCGUCUAAUAAGAGUGUGACUUAUUCUAAGAGAGAAAAGACUAAAAAGAAACGAUUAAUUAUCGAAUCGGUAGGAAUGCUCAUGCAAAAUUUAACAAUGAAAUCAGAGGAUAAUGAAUCUGUUGUAGAUAAAGAGGAAACUGCUAAAGAAGAAGGUGAACAUUCAGGAAACGGUAAACACGAUGGCCAUACUUCGGUUACAGAAAAUGAAAGUAGUAUAAUUACUUCUAAUAAUGUUAGCGGUGGUAGUAUUCAACAAAAGUGUUCCGAUGAAGGAGAUGGAGAUAAACCCAACGAAGAUAAACCUGUAACGUUAAAACGAAGCCAUGAAGCUGAUUAUGACGAUACAGGGGAAGGUUUAGAAACGGUAAAAAAGGCAUUUUCAUUGAUGGGUUAUACGUUCAACGAAAAUGACAAGCAAUCGAAAUUACAAGGAGAAGUAGUAUACAGAAAAAGGAACAUUAGAUUGCAAAAUAGACAAUUAAAAAUGAAACUCUAUAAACCUAAAUCUAUGACCAAACAUAUUUACUUUGAUGACAAUGGAGUGGAAAUUACUAAUACUAUAGACAAGGUGAAGCAGUAUUUAUCGUAUUGUCCAGUUUUACCAUUGGCGGAAACAGAAUUACAACCCUCUGAAAAAGGUUCCUAUACAGCACAAUUUACAUCAAGUUCUGAUGACGAAUGUGAUCCUAGCCUUAAGACAAAGUUGCAAAAACGACUUGUAUUUAGUAAACCGAGCACAAGCUCAAUAGAAUCAGGGAUAGACAAAAGGCAAAUAGAUGAUACAAAUGAUGUUUUAAAUAUAUCCGAUAACCAAGAUAAUGUUUUUAAAAAUAUCAAAGAAGAUAAGGUACAGUUUGACCAAAACAAAGCGAGCAGUUCUAUAACAUAUGCAUCAGAAGAUCAAUUGCCUGAAAAGGAUGAUGAGAAUUUUGACGCAUUAAAUACUGAUAUGGAUGUAGAUGAAAAAUAUAAUCACAACGAAAUACAAAGUAUGAGAUUAUCUGAUGAAGAUAGUAUAAAGAAGACACAGAAAAAGAAAAAAAGGAAGCAAUCUAAAAGAAACAUAAGCCUGCCAAUAGAAAUAGACAAUGAUAAGACUUUAUUGAAAUACUGGUUAAAAAGAUAUCGCCUAUUUAGUAAGUUUGAUCAAGGCAUUAAAAUGGAUCGAGAAAGCUGGUUUUCUGUAACACCUGAAAAAAUUGCCGAACAUAUAGCACAAAGAUGCAAAUGCGAUACCAUAAUUGAUGCAUUUUGUGGUGCAGGGGGAAAUGCUAUCCAGUUUGCUUUUACGUGUGAAAGAGUGCUCGCAAUAGACAUAGAUCCAAUGAAGAUCGAACUUGCCCGUAACAAUGCGCGAGUUUAUGGUGUCGACGACAGAAUAGAAUUCAUUGUCGGAGAUUUCCUUAAACUCGCACCAAAGUUAGCUGCGGAUGUUGUAUUUCUAAGCCCUCCAUGGGGAGGUCCCGAAUAUAAUAAAACUGAAACUUAUGAUCUCAAUAACAUUAUGCAUCCCAUUGGUGGAACAAAUGUAUUUAAAAUAGCAAAAGGAAUCACAGAUCAUGUGGCCUACUUUCUACCUAGAAAUGUAGAUACUAUGCAGCUCGCCAUGUUAGCUGGAGUAGGUGGUGGUGUAGAAGUGGAACAGAACUUCCUUGACAGAAAGUUAAUAGCUAUAAUGGCUUAUUACGGUGAACUGACCAGGGAAUGUUAGUUGUGAUAUGAUGUGUAAUUUGAGAGAAGAUCCACAGCAGCUGUUUGACAAAAGGAACUUCUCACAUUUCUUGAAUCAUUAGCUGUAAAUAAUAAUUCGUAUCAAUUUGCUUAGGCUAUUCUCGAGAAAAGCAGUAUUUUUUAUUUCAUUUAAUGUUUUCUUACAAAAUGCAUAUAAAAAGACAACUACUAUACUAUAUCAUUUACAGAUGUAUUUUUAAAUUUUUCUAUUACUAUUACUUUUUUCUUAAUAUGUUUAUGCCUCCAACAGUUACCAUUUUCACAAAUCUUGCACUUAAGCAAAUUGAUACUAAAAUUUCAAUUUGUGAGGACAUAUUUGUGAAACUCAAUAAUUAAUAUGUAAACGUUUAAACAAAAAGAUUUUAAAUUCAUUCUUCCAUAGCAAUAAGUGUUAUUUUUACCUGAUGGCUAACUAAGUCAAAAAUGCUAGAAAACUUCUCCUUCAUCCAUCGUGUAAAAUAUUAUUUUAAUCUUAAUGUGAACCAUACGAAGUAUUGUAAUUUACAUUUUACAACAGUUUCCAAACUAUUAUUUUACAAUUUUUAUGUACACUUCUACUAAUUUCCUAUUAAUUAUCAAUAAAUACAUUUAAAAUACUAAACGUGUUCUUCUAAUAUGAUACAUGAAUUGUGUAAUAAAAAUAAAAUAAAAAGAUCUAAAAAUUAUUUUAAUUUUUUUAGCCAUGAAUUAUUUGAGAACGAAAUAUAACUUUUUUUUUAAUUGAUGUGAACGUAAAGCUUAUUAACUCAAUUAAAUAAUUGAAAAUUUUU
Molecule: messenger RNA, 4409 nt
Organism: Megachile rotundata (alfalfa leafcutting bee)
Lineage: Eukaryota; Metazoa; Arthropoda; Insecta; Hymenoptera; Megachilidae
Gene: Tgs1
Product: Trimethylguanosine synthase 1
Biological process (GO): 7-methylguanosine cap hypermethylation
Cellular component (GO): nucleus
Molecular function (GO): RNA cap trimethylguanosine synthase activity
Source: RefSeq, a predicted model, not a curated record